Molecule: messenger RNA, 450 nt
Organism: Polychytrium aggregatum
Lineage: Eukaryota; Fungi; Chytridiomycota; Chytridiomycetes; Polychytriales
Exons: 3
Coding region: 1-450 (149 amino acids)
Source: RefSeq, a predicted model, not a curated record
AUGCGUCCCGGCAGCAUCUCCACCGCUCUCAUUGUCUCGCUCUCGGCCGUCUCGGUCUCGGCCUCGGCUCCCGUCUUCAUGGAGGGAUCUCUGCUGCAGCGAUGGCGGGAUCUGAGAUCCCUGGCGUCCGAGGUCGACCUCAACCACUGCAUGCUCGAGCUGGUGACCACCUACGAUGAAGCAGAUUCCAUCUACAACAAGACCGGCAUCACCAGCGACUUUGUCAACUAUCUCAGCGCUUUGGUCACUGUUUCUGGCGAUGUGCCCGACACGGCCGACUUCCGGGGCGAGCUGAACGAUAUUUCGGGCGAGAUUCAGAUGCUCAACAGCCUCUCUGCACAGGACCCAUCCGGCCGCAGCAUGUUCGGCGUCCGCUCCUGGGGCUGGGCUGCUGGAUCGGCAGUCGGUGGUCUCGUUGUCAUGGGUGCCGUGCUUGCGGCUUUUUACUGA